Messenger RNA from Cyclopterus lumpus (lumpfish), 1383 nucleotides. RefSeq names its product GDNF family receptor alpha-4-like. The record is from RefSeq and is a predicted model, not a curated record. The coding region runs from base 1 to 1383 and encodes 460 amino acids. Gene Ontology annotation, biological process: nervous system development. The transcript has 8 exons. Gene Ontology annotation, molecular function: signaling receptor activity. Gene Ontology annotation, cellular component: external side of plasma membrane; signaling receptor complex. NCBI's taxonomy places the organism in Eukaryota, Metazoa, Chordata, Actinopteri, Perciformes, Cyclopteridae.
AUGGACCUCAUGUGGCGUCUGAGAUUACAAAACAUGCAGCAGCGGAAUUGGAUUGCAGCCACGCUUUGUGCCGCAAGUAGUGUGCCAGUAUCUGCAUCCUUCGACUGUCUGGUGGCGGAGCAGGGCUGCAUCCAGGAGCAGUCCUGCAUGGUGCUCUACCGGCUGCUGGAGUACUGUGCUGCCGAGGAGGCCGUGUCGCCCCUCGGCCGAGAUGCCCGCUUAGAGUGCCUUGAGGCCCAGAACUCCUUGCAGCAUUACCGCCCCUUUCAAGUCUGCAAAUGUCAGCGUGGCUCUCGCAGAGAGGAACACUGCCUCAGGGUCUACUGGACUGUGAGAUUUGCAGCAUAUGAUGAGUAUGAAGUGUCUCCAUAUGAAGAACUGGAGUUAAAUCUGGUGAGGAAUAUUGAGAUGUCACGUAUGGCCUCCAUCAUGUCAGCUUCCACUCUUUCUGUGGACGGCCAAAACCAGUGUCUGAAGGCAGCGCAGGACUGUGGCCUGUAUGAGAAAUGUGGCUCCCUGCGGUCAGAAUACGUCGUCGCCUGCACCAAGCGGUCGACGGCGUCUGACAACGCUUGUAACCGCCAGAAAUGCCACAAAGCCCUCAGGCGCUUCCUGGAGCGCGUGCCAGAGGAGUACAGCUUCGCUCUGCUCUUCUGUCCUUGCUCUGACACUCUGUGUGGGGAGCGCCGGAGGAAAACCAUCGUCCCGUCAUGUUCCUAUGAGGAGAAUGGGAGAGGGGAGGAGAGAGUGGGCAAGCCAAACUGCCUGAGCCUGCAGAACUACUGCUCCAGAGACGAGCUGUGUAGAUCCCGAUUCGCUGAUUUCCAACACAACUGCCAGCCCUCCCCUCUGUCUGCCUCUGGCUGUAUGCGAGACAGCAGAGCUAUGUGCCUGAAGGCUUACGCUGGACUCAUAGGCACCAUCAUGACUCCCAACUAUGUGAGCAACAGCAGCACAGAAGUGUCUCAGUGGUGCACAUGUGACGGCAGCGGGAACGAAUGGCAGGGCUGUCAGCGCAUCCUGACCUUGUUCAGCAGCAAUACGUGUCUGCGCAGUGGCAUCAGCUCCAUGGGGAUCUCUGCACCUCCUCCUGUGGAAAACACUCCUGUGCCAGCUUCUCAGCCCUCCCCACGCGUCCACCAGGAGAGGGUCCACUUUGACACUCUCCCUGAAUUCAACAGUAUGGAGGACAGCGAGGAAGAUGAACGGGAGGAGGAAGAAAGCGAGGAAUUCAACAUCAUGCCACCGUUUUCUGAGAAGGACUCCAACACUGAAUCCGGGGCUAGGGGAAGUAGAAGUGGAGCAGCUAGCCGAGCCGUACCGGUGAUAACAUUACUGCUGCUGCCGACGCUGCUCCUGGACCGAGAGUGUUGGAGCUACUGA